CUGGUCCAAAAGGGUCCGGCCCGUGUCGUUAGACCGGACUGAGUAUGACUUUGCCAGAACGAGUAACGAUCAACUUGAACUCGAACAACCUUUACUAAGCAGAAUGUGAGAAGGGAGCAACAAGGCAAAGCAAUCAAACCCUUCUAGUACUAGCAGCACCAGGCGCAUCAACAGCAUUUUCAGCAGGAUCCAUUGAUCUCCUCUCCAUGAACUCAGAAUUCUCCUUCCAAACCUCCCCAUUCGAGUAAACCUCCUUCUUCCAUAUCGGAACGGUCGCCUUUAGCUCAUCUAUCAUGAACUUGCAAGCAUCCAGCGCGUCGCCACGAUGAACAGCUGACACGGCAAUGAACACGCUGGUUUCCCCUACCGGAACCGCCCCCAGGCGGUGUGCCACAGCAAUGGCGUGGAUCUUCCAGGUAGCCCUGGCCGAGGAACAGAUGGACUGGAUUUGGCGUACUGCCAUUGGCACGUACGCCUCGUACCGCAGCUCCACCACUGUCUUGCCGUCAAAGGUGUCACGCGUUGUCCCUGAGAAUGUUGUGAUUGCUCCUGCCUGUGGAGCGCUGACGAAGUUGGUGUAUCUGGCAAUGUCGACUGACACGUUUUCGUCCAGAAUUUCGAUGAGGUUCUUGUCUUCGUUGUUGUGCAUUUUUGCUUUCUUCAAGUUGGAAUAGAGAUAGCUCUCUGGCAGGUUUAACACAGAGAACACUCAGUAGUCAGAAGAUGUGUGGAGAAGCAAAACGGGAUAAACCAUGUUAACAAUGUCUGCACAUGAUGAUUAUGGAG
Linum tenue is the source of this 786-nucleotide messenger RNA. The record is from the annotation of a GenBank genome assembly. Lineage: Eukaryota; Viridiplantae; Streptophyta; Magnoliopsida; Malpighiales; Linaceae.